AUGUCCAAGAACUACAUUGUCCAAUUCAAGGAAAACACCCCUGAAGACGUGGUGGCCAAAAUCAAGAGCGACGUGGCAGCUGCUGGCGGCUCCAUCAAGCAUGAAUACACUUUAAUCCCAGGCUUUUCUUGCUCUCUUCCUGACGACCAUGUUUCGGUCUUGUCGGCCCACCCAAACAUUGCUAAUGUCGAGCCUGACCAGGAGGUUUCCAUUUCGGCUUAA
This is a messenger RNA of Magnusiomyces paraingens, 222 nucleotides long. RefSeq lists its product as uncharacterized. The transcript is spliced from 2 exons. Gene Ontology annotation, molecular function: endopeptidase inhibitor activity. The record is from RefSeq and is a predicted model, not a curated record. Gene Ontology annotation, biological process: vacuole fusion, non-autophagic. The coding region runs from base 1 to 222 and encodes 73 amino acids. Lineage: Eukaryota; Fungi; Ascomycota; Dipodascomycetes; Dipodascales; Dipodascaceae.